This is a messenger RNA of Misgurnus anguillicaudatus (oriental weatherfish), 3243 nucleotides long. It is a transcript of the gene ppp1r9bb, whose product is annotated as protein phosphatase 1, regulatory subunit 9Bb. Gene Ontology annotation, cellular component: dendrite; cytoplasm; postsynaptic density. NCBI's taxonomy places the organism in Eukaryota, Metazoa, Chordata, Actinopteri, Cypriniformes, Cobitidae. Gene Ontology annotation, molecular function: actin filament binding. The record is from RefSeq and is a predicted model, not a curated record. Gene Ontology annotation, biological process: neuron projection development; actin filament organization; calcium-mediated signaling.
UGUAUCUCUACCGUGCUGAUGCUGCUGCAGCAUCACUGCCAACGACAGAAAUCUGCAGCUGAGAAAAUCAAGAGAUCAAAAUGACGCGGAUUAUAGACGCACAAUCUGUCGUGAAAAUCCAGGGCGCACUGCUGUUCUAGUUUCUCUUUCACGAAUGCGUCCGUGAUUUAUCGGCAUUUUCACAGACCGCGCGCGAGGAUGCCGUGGACAGAUGAUGCGCUGCAGCUGCCAUGAUGCUGAUGGAGACUCCACAAGCCUUCAUGGCCAUUCGAUCGCUAUUCUCUUCUGCAUUUUCUAGGGCGCAUUAUUAAUAAUUUUUAUUCGUUGUCAGUUAAUUGCAAACCGAAAGGUAUGUUCAUUGCAUAGGAGGUGCUGGGGUCAACGACACAGUGAUGCUGUUAUUGCACAGCCUCGGAGAAGCCUAACAGACCAUGAUGAAGACCGAAUCCUCAUCCUCCUCUAAGCCAGCGAGCACCACCGCGCUCCGCAGCCCCUCUCCACACCGCAACGCGUACGAAGCGGCAGGGAUUCAGGCGUUGAAGCCGGCGACUGAUAUUUUAAAUAAUGGCGACGCUCGGGAUGGCAAGCCGAAGCCCACCAGCCGCGGUCGCACGUACGGCUCAAACGUGCACCGCAUCAAGAACAUGUUCAUGCAGAUGGGCGCAUCCUCACCCACCGAGGCCGAAGAGCCGCAGAGGGCGAACGGCGACGGUAAAUGUGUGCGUCUCAGCCUCCCUCGUGCUGGCAGUCUGAACGAGAACGUGGACCACAGCGCGCUCCUUAAACUGGGAUCCAGCGUCUCCGAGCGCGUCAACCGUUUUGAUAACAAAACGGACGCGUCGCCCCGGUACUCCAAGCUGCAGGAGACGAGGAAGAUCUUCGAGCAACAGAAUCUGGAAAGCCAAGCGGCUUCCACUCGGGUGUUACUAAAGAAGGAACGCGCCGGUGGACUGCACGACGCGUCGCGUUUAGAUGUGGUGGCUCGCUUUAACGGCAGCACGGAGUCGUUGGAUAGCCUGGACGCGAUUGGCGGCACCAGCGAGGCCGUGUCUCCUACCGUCAGCCAGCUCAGCGCGGUGUUCGAGCGGGCCGCGGAGUUACGCAACAACCUGCACCGGCUGUCCAACACACCUCCGCUCCCUCUGCGCGGGGUCACCGGCCGGGUCGGUUCGCUCAACUCAAAGGUCAUCACUAAACGGGUACGCACGUUUCCUCUGGGGUCAAACAGGGAGGAUGAGGUUAACCAACAGCACCAGGUGGAACAAGAUGGAAGUUUAAACAGCCUCAACGGAGCCUCUGAGGAUCAGGACAGUAUCAAACCUGUGCACAAAGAGUCCUCAAAGGAUAGUGAGAUAAAUGAAUCCAGUGCCAUUGAGUCCAAACCCCUUGAUAAGACAGAAGAAGUCACUGCCACGAAGGCCAAAGGUACUCUUGUUACAGCUGGUGUCUGUACAUCUUUGGAAAAUGGAGACAUUGCUUCCAAUGGAGAGGUGCUGCUGAAGAGAGACGCUGGGAUCACAGACACUAGAAAGGCAGAGGAUGCUCUUGUAGGACAUGAACGUCCAUCAGUGGGAGUCUGUAAGAAGGAUGAUGAUGAUGAUGGCACUGUGAAGGAGGAUUACUCUACGGCUGAUUUGGUGGAUAUCAGUGCCUACAGCGCAGUGGGGGAAGACUCUGGUGGUAGUCAGAUCGAGGAUGAGGAGGACGAAGAGGAGACAUAUGAGCCAGAGUCAAGCUGCUCUGAGGUUCCUGGAUUACCUGUGGAGGAGGAGCCGCCCCCAAGCAGGAAGAUUAAAUUCAGUUGUUCACCCAUUAAGGUUUACACAACUUACUCCAAUGAGGACUAUGAUAGAAGGAACGAUGAUGUGGAUCCCAUGGCCGCUUCUGCUGAAUAUGAGCUGGAGAAACGUGUGGAAAGGCUGGACCUGUUCCCCGCUGAACUGGAAAAAGACAAUGAAGGUUUGGGUAUCAGCAUUAUUGGGAUGGGUGCUGGAGCUGACAUGGGUCUGGAGAAGCUUGGUAUAUUUGUAAAGACUGUCACAGAGGGAGGGGCGGCUCAUCGGGAUGGCAGGAUUCAGGUGAAUGAUUUGAUCGUGGAGGUAGAUGGAACAAGCCUGGUCGGUGUAACACAAAGUUUUGCUGCCUCAGUUUUAAGAAACACAUCUGGCACUGUCAGGUUUAUAAUUGGCAGAGAGAAACCAGGAGAGCAGAGUGAAGUGGCUCAACUCAUCCAGCAAACCCUUGAACAGGAGCGUUGGCAGAGAGAGAUGAUGGAACAACGAUACAAUAACUACAUGGGGGAUGAAGAAGAGGGUGGUGAUUACGGCACUGAUGAAGAGGAUGAGAUGAGCCCCACAUACCCAAGUGCCAUAGAGGUGUUUGACCUGGCCGAGAAUGAGGACAUGUUGUCACCUGUGGAAGUGGACCCUGAGAAACUCACCCACAAAUAUAAAGAGUUGCAGAUUAAACAUGCUGUGACUCAGGCUGAGAUCCAGCAGCUCAAGCGGAAGUUGAAUCAUGCUGAACAGGAGAAGCAGCGCUGGCGUGUGGAGAAGGCCCAGAUGGAGCGUAACAUGCAAGAGAACCGGGAGCGCAUGGAGAAGCUGGAGGGAUACUGGAUGGAGGCUCAGAGUCUGUGCCAGGCUGUGGACGAGCACCUGAAAGAAACACAGGCUCAGUAUCAGGCUCUGGAGCGAAAAUACAGCAAAGCCAAACGUCUUAUUAAAGAAUAUCAGCAAAAGGAGAUUGAGUUUCUAAAGAAAACAGCACAGCAGAACACCGUAGAAGAAACGGAGGCUUUACAUAAAGAAGAAACAGAACUUCAAGACAAGGUAACAGAUGUUGAGGAACUGAAGACGGUGGAUCCAUCGUAAAGUUCAACUGAUAUAAUAGUAACUACUUCAGUGUAAAUGUACCGGAACGGAGGAGAGAAUCUAUAAUGUUGUUCAUUUAGAUAUAGUCAGUAAACCCCACAAAUGUUAAAAGAGACGUUUUACAACCUCACAACAUCAUUUUAGGAUUUUUAUGGUUUUGUAGAUUUCCAUUUCCUUAUUCUUAGUAUUGUGAAUACUUAUUUUUCUCUACAGUAUUUGCUCUUUGUAUUAACCUUAUAUAUGUAUCUAUAGAUAUACCGAUUCGGUCAUCAUUGAAGGUUUUACCAAAGUUGUAGUAACCCAAUCUAAACAACGAAACAUGUAUUUUACAUUAACUACUUUUAUGAAUUCUGAUCUUUCAUUAACAAAA